Scylla paramamosain (green mud crab) is the source of this 1515-nucleotide messenger RNA. RefSeq lists its product as uncharacterized. The transcript has 2 exons. Bases 584 to 1207 code for a protein of 207 amino acids. Lineage: Eukaryota; Metazoa; Arthropoda; Malacostraca; Decapoda; Portunidae. The record is from RefSeq and is a predicted model, not a curated record.
GUCGGGUAGUGCCUGUUGGGCGUUUGGUGAGGUUGGUUGUGCGCGCUCUCGCACCCCAGGUGAAGUCGAUAACCUUGGAUGUGCUUACCUGUACUGUCUACCUGAAUAGCAAAUGCUUUCACAUACGGUUAAUGUUGCUGCGCGUGGAGCAAACUGAUGCUGACAGGUUGACAAUCCCGUCUGUGCGUCACUGUUGUAUAAUUAUAUACACCUGAGUGUUGUAAAGUUACGAUUCAUGUCACGCGUAGGUCACUGAUGUGGAAAACUCAAUGAAUGAGCCCAAAGGGGCAAGGGAGCGAUUACCUUGACAGGAAAAUUUUGAAUAAGUAAUUGCUUCUUAAGAAACCGAGUGUUAGUCGCAAACUUGAGGAACCUUACAUAGGAAGUCUCGAUGAAGAGGGUGAUGUGAGCGGUGACCAAACUGUUGAGGUGAUCCCAGUCAGCCCCGCCCGCAGACACCCUCCGCGGAACAGGCACAGCUGCGGGACCUCAACGUGUGCGGCACUUGCUGCUGCGUCUUGUUUGUGGUUCGUUUCAAGCAACGGGCAGCUUAUGUCUCCUGUGACGUAAUCCCUCUGCAAAAAUGAAAGAACUCGAGCUUCGAAACCUUAACUCGACUCCUUGUCUGGCCCACAAUACGGCCACCGCCGCCGCACGCCGCCAGAGGGCCAGGCGUUGCCGAGCGCCCUCCAUGACGGGCGUGACGGUUCUGAUGGUGCUUGUGGCCGGCCUCGUGCUGCCCGCCGACUCGCAAUCCGCCUCUGAGGUGGACGCGACGCGCGAGACGAGUCACCACCACAAGCGAGACCAUCGCCACAGCGACCUGCAAGAUCUCCCUCAGGCCCGCAUCGAAUCGAACGUCCGGCCCAUCUCCAGCCAGACGCUGCAGUGGAGAAGUGAGCGGAAGAAGCCGUAUAGCGGGCCGUAUCUCAGCUCUAAGUGGAAUGACCCAGUCAGGGCCACUCAUAACUCUUUCCCAAAGGGCGUAAAGACUGGCCCCGAGCGCGUGUCCUCGGUCCAGAAAGAGGACCUCUCAGAAAGGCAAAAGCGAACUGAAGCUGAAAAAUCGUCCUCGUCCAGCUGGCAAGGGAGCAACCACCUGCGCCUGAAGGACGGCGGGUACGAGGGGCUGGUGGUGGAGGUGAGCCCCGGCGUGGAACAGACGGACUGCAAGCCCAUCGUCGACGGCAUACAGGUGAGUACCUGAUAUUUUCUUUAGUCAUUAAGAUGAUAUCCAAGCACCACAGGUGGGUCACUGUGGCCCAGGUGGAGCUGGAGGACCAUUCUGCUGCCGCUGCCAUUGUCAGAGCGCGUUGAAGCUUUUCCAUUCGCAGAUUUCGUGAUUCUCCUUGCAGCGGCAUCCCUGAAGUGUGAACUACGCUAAUUUGGUGCCUUAAAAUCAUAUCAAUCAAAGUCUUAACAAAACGCAGGCAGAAUGAAGUGGAGAACUUGGGUAAUUAAUUAUCCCAACCACUUCUGGGAAAAGCCAUUUUCUUAAUUAAAUAGACAACUUAA